Molecule: messenger RNA, 998 nt
Organism: Paramecium sonneborni
Lineage: Eukaryota; Ciliophora; Oligohymenophorea; Peniculida; Parameciidae
Source: the annotation of a GenBank genome assembly
AUGUAAAAAUUGUAUAUAGGUAAGGUUAAAGAGGUGAAUAAGUAGGAAAUAUAUAAGUUGUUAAUUCAGUAUGGAUUAAUAAAAAGCUUUGAGGAUAAGGAUAGCUUUUGCUUUGUAGAAUAUUACUAUGAGAGUGAUGCUCGAAUGGCUUAGUAUGAAUUAGAUGGAAGAUCUGUUUGUAAUAAUAGAAUAGUAGUCUAAUUUUCGAAGGCAUUAAUGAAACAGGAAGACUUAUUAAAGGAAGCAUUACCAUCAUCUACUCGUAAGAUCUAUGUAGGAAAUUUAAAUCACAAAUUCACUAGUUAAGAAUUAGUUGAGAUCUUUAAUAGGUUUGGAAAGAUAUUAGAUAUAAUAUUUAAAGAGACAUAUGCAUUGAUUGAAUAUCCAACAUAACAAUGCGCUACUGAAGCAAUUUUGUAUAUGAACGAGAAGAACUGCAAAGGUGAAACUUUGAAAGUAGAUCUCUAGAAAACUUAUGAUGAAGUUGUGAGUUCCAGUAAUCGUAUUUAUAUAGGUACAUAUUUAUGAUCAAAAUUGAAUAGGAAAGAUUGGUAAUUUGAAGAAAAUGGAUUUAAUUUUGAAUUUUGGAUAAUUUGGAUUUAUUGAAGAUAUUAGUGUAAAGGAUGAUCUCUAUGCAUUUAUUUAAUACAGAAAUAAUUUACAUGCCAGUAGAGCUAUUAAGGAAAUGAAUAAUAGUGAAAUAAAAGGAAAUAGAAUAUAGGUUCAAGAAGCCAGAUGUAAAAUAGGAAUUUAAUAUCAGCUAAAAACCAUUUGCCAUUAAAUUUUAACAUCAGCCAAUUUUUACCUUAGCAUUCCAAUUUACUAGAUUAGUUAGCUCCAACUCAAUUAUUAAACAAAGGCCCUGAGGAUAAUAAGAAUACUAUUUUGUAAAAACCAAGUAGAAGUAGAAGCAGAAGUAAAGAAAAGAAAACAUGUUAAAAUGGGUUGGCUAUACUUAAAGAUCUUGAAUUAACUUGAAUUUAUUAUAUAUAAGCAAU